AUGAUCCUGAGGUGGGUACGAUUCAGCCAUCUCCGGCGUUACGUCCAAGAUCCCGCCUCACCCUCCAAACCUUGGAUCCCACAGGACGUUUCUCGUUGCCUCUCAGAAUCUCGACCCAGGGCCCUCGGCAUCGGAGUCAUCCUCGCUGGUGUCCUGAUCCUCCACCUUCAUCGUCUGGUCCAAAGCGGUGUCAUCAUCCCCCGAGCGGAGAUAGAGGUCUUCCGUGUACGCCCAGCCGGGGGCGUCGAACUUCCCGUGGACGAAGACGAUCUGGUUGCCUCUCGCCUUCACCUGUUCGAUUGUCUGGGGUGGAAUGGGAGUGAGGAUCUGGAUGGAGCGGGUGGCGGUGUCGAUGCCCCGGAUGAGGACGAGCCCGAUGGUGUGGGAGUGGCGGGGGUCGAGCGCAACGUCGUUCGGGUUCGCGAUGAAGGGUAG
Clonostachys byssicola is the source of this 435-nucleotide messenger RNA. The record is from the annotation of a GenBank genome assembly. NCBI's taxonomy places the organism in Eukaryota, Fungi, Ascomycota, Sordariomycetes, Hypocreales, Bionectriaceae.